Molecule: messenger RNA, 717 nt
Organism: Salvia splendens (bonfire salvia)
Lineage: Eukaryota; Viridiplantae; Streptophyta; Magnoliopsida; Lamiales; Lamiaceae
Product: protein GLUTAMINE DUMPER 5
Exons: 1
Coding region: 88-567 (159 amino acids)
Biological process (GO): regulation of amino acid export
Source: RefSeq, a predicted model, not a curated record
UCCGCUUUUCUCAAACACAAAAAAACACACUCAAUUUUCUCUCUUCAAAUCAUCUCAAUUAUUCCACUUCCAAAACAAACAAAGAGAAUGAGAAGCAACUUAUUCCACUCCACAACUAAAAUGACCGCCGCCGCAAAAACAACCUUCUCGCCGCCGGCGACCUUCCAGCGGUCGCCGUGGCACUCCCCGGUCCCGUACCUCUUCGGGGGGCUGGCCGCGAUGCUCGGCCUCAUCGCCUUCGCCCUCCUCAUCCUCGCCUGCUCCUACUGGAAGCUCUCCACCGCCGAAGAAGCCCAAGACGGCGACGUGGAGAGCGGCGCAGCCGCGAAAGGCGACGCCGCCGCGGCCGAGAAGACCCUGACGGUUUUCGAAGAGAAGUUUCUUGUGAUCAUGGCGGGUGAUGCUAAGCCUUCUUAUCUUGCUACACCUGUGUGCAGUAGAAAUGUUUCAUUUGAUGAUGAAAAGGUUGACAACAAAGAAAAAGUUGAAGAAGAAGAAGAAGAAGGAAAGGUGAAGAAAGAUGGUGAAAAUGCACUAGAAAAUGGAGAGCAAUCUCAUUUGAGUUGAUGAAAGUUAUUACUAUUAGGAUUGUGAAUUUUGAUCCUUUUUUUUUAAAUUUCUUUUGCUUGUUUUGAGCAAGACUCUUGCUCAAUUUUGUGAGCCAAGGAAAUGUAAAUUUUUUUCUAAUGAGAUGAGCACUCAGUUUGGAAACAUUAA